AUGCAGGAGCCAACCUACGAUCCCAGCCGUCCUAGGCCCGCUCUCUCGAUCAACUUUUCAUACAGGUUGUCCGGGAUCCCGAACAAAACCAUCGUCAGCCUGACCAUCAACUUCGGGCCCAAUAGCUCAACUCCCCCGCAUCGCCACGGCGGUGCCAACGUCGCAGCCUACGUUUUGAGUGGAGCCGUUUACAACAAAAUGAACAACGAGCCCAUGGAGGUGAUCAAGGAGGGUGGAAGCUGGUUUGAAGCACCGGGUUGUCAUCAUCGCAUCAGCGACAACGCCAGCGAGACCGAGCCGGCGACAGUGGUUGCGACCUUGAUCACGGAUACCGAGGCAUUUGAGCGGGAUGGCAUGGCAGCUCUGAUUCAGAUUGACGAAGAAUACCUAUAG
Penicillium olsonii is the source of this 393-nucleotide messenger RNA. The record is from the annotation of a GenBank genome assembly. Lineage: Eukaryota; Fungi; Ascomycota; Eurotiomycetes; Eurotiales; Aspergillaceae.